CGCAGCUGCAGUGGCUGUCACUUCCCGUCACUGAUUGCAGCAGGUGUGCUGCUGAUCUUUUGCCCCACCUCUGAAAGAAAACCUGCAGGGGUUUUUUUUCUCUCCACUGGUACUCAAUCAAUACUCAUAGUUUUGUUUCCUUUUUCUCGCCUGUCAACACUUUUUUUUAAAUGGAUGACUUACUUACAGUUAAAUAAGGAACAAUGUACCUAACAUUUAAUUUCUCCACCUCUAAUUACUCCAACCUGUCGGAUGCAGACUCUCUGAGAGUGGAGGAACUAACCCACCGCUCCGUCAAAAUAAGCAUCAUCAUUAUUCUGGGGGUGAUGAUCACUUUGGGAAAUAUAGCAGUUCUCCUGGUCAUCACUUCCUCCGUGGCAGGCUGGUCCAGAAACUCCCGGUAUUUCCUGCUGUCUCUCACCGCAGCGGACUCUGCGUUCGGGCUGGUGUCGCCGAUCACAUUCCCAGAUGGCAUCAUCGAGGUCCACUUCUCCACCGCGUCGCUGGUCUGCAACCCGUCCUACUCUUCAAACGUUGCCUACACCUUAAGUUUGACCUGUUUAAUAUUUUUCCCCUGCUCCAUUGUCAUGACAUAUGCAAACUUGAGGGUGUGGUGCGCGGCCAAGAGACAGAGGCUGAAACUGCGCAAAUACGGCUGUGCACUGAGUAACAGGCACAAUGUUGCCGCAAGAGUGCUCGUACCUGUGAUGGCAGCAUACUACACAUGCUGGACUCCCUGCAUGGCGGUUAUGAUCUAUUGUGCACUCUCUAGGAGCUCAGUACCUGAGUGGAUUGAGUUUGUUGUGGUGUGGCUCCCAACCUCCAAUGGUUUCCUCAACUGCAUCUUUUACUUCUGGAUAAACAAAAACUUUCGCAGGAAGUUCCAUCUUAUUCUGCAGAGGCUGGCUCUGGCCAUCUGUCCUGAACUGGCAGACGCCUUUGGGUGGAGCAACACGUCAUCAGCACAGUUCGUCUCGGGAAUUUUAGACAACAGCAUGGUUCAUGAGCGUACCUCCAGUGUGUCCUCCACCUGCACCUUGCUGAGCUUGGCUUAAAACCUCUGAAUCCAGAAACAACAAGAGCGUAAAGGACAUGGUCAGUGACCUGCACUUUAAAAAUCCUUGCCCAGUUAUUGGCGUUUUAACAAACUGAAGCAAAAAUAAACGAUCAAUUUGUUUGCAGUGCAAAUGAUUUAAAAUUCUGAGCGACUGUAAUGGUGACUAUUUCUGUGUAAAACUAAUAUACAGUCAGCAUCAGUAUGAAUUGCAUUAUGUUUUAAACUAUUAUUUCCAACUGAAAACAGAUGCACCAUUGUCAGGAUUUAAUUUUCAAUCCCAGGUGGCAUCCUAAAUAAAAUUUUUAGUUAGUCUAGUUUGCUAGCCAUCACUUUUGGCUGUGCUAUGGAUAGCCCUGUCAUUAUUCUGCAUACACCUUUUUUUUUUUUUUUAUGAAUCAACCUGAAACUUAUCUCAACACAUUUCAGUUGUUCACAAUCUGUCAUUUAUCUCAUCAGUAGAAAGUGAUAUUUAGGCUCCCUCUCAUGUGAGAUUUUUGUGAAGGCUGCAACCUGGUUUCAAACACUUUGAACUACUGAGGCUAUCAACCUUUGUUCAUUUUAAACUAUUUGACAUAUACCAACUAAGAGAGGUUAACCUUUAAGUCGCAGCAUUUCAGUGGAUGCAAGGAGAAAAGUAAUUAAGCACCUGGACUGCAGAAAGGUCACAACGUUCAUGGCGGGAAGAGACGACUUGUAUUUGGAGGAUCUUGGGCUCAGAGUCUAUAAAUAAUCAGGAGGAAUGAACACCUUAGUGUGUUUGUAUUCAACAUUACAAUAAGCAUUUUUGUCUUUAAAUAAAGUUUUGUCAUGGUAAAGGUUGAUUUUUGAGCAUACAAUUUUUAUACACUUUUAAAUUGCUGCUUGUUCUAAUCAUUGCUGAAAACAGGGAAAAAAUAGAGAACAAAUAACUGCAUUCAUGACUUUUUGUCUGUGUUGCUUCAAUAGUUUGUACACUUAGUAUAAAGACAAAGACUGAUUUGAGGAUGAUGUGCAAAAUAAAGUAUGAUACCUUUGA
This is a messenger RNA of Gambusia affinis (western mosquitofish), 2072 nucleotides long. RefSeq lists its product as uncharacterized. Gene Ontology annotation, molecular function: G protein-coupled receptor activity. Lineage: Eukaryota; Metazoa; Chordata; Actinopteri; Cyprinodontiformes; Poeciliidae. Gene Ontology annotation, cellular component: membrane. The transcript has 3 exons. The record is from RefSeq and is a predicted model, not a curated record. Gene Ontology annotation, biological process: G protein-coupled receptor signaling pathway. Bases 204 to 1055 code for a protein of 283 amino acids.